AUGCAUACCUUCUUCAAAUCCGCCUUCUUCAACUUCGAGUAUCUCCGGCUGCUCGCCAUGGCCCCUUCCGAGGGCGCCGAGAUCGGUGAAGCCCUCGAAGCCGCGGGGAAGAUCAAGGACCUCGACCCGGAGAGCUGGUAUGCGGCCUUCCUGGAGCAGGGGAAGAACGCCGAGGACAUUGCCAAGGAGGCAGAGCGGUCAGGGGACCGUGUGAGCGCCAGGCGGGCCUACCUCCGGGCGUCCAACUACAUCCGCGCGGCGCAGUUCAUGCUCAACGAGGGCGCCAUCGGCGACGACGCCCGCGUCCUGCCCGCCAUCGAGCGCGCCAUCGCCGACUUCCGCAAGGGGGUCCAGUACCGCGACGGCCAGACCUUCUUCCUCGACAUCCCCUACGAGAACGGCCUGAGGAUCCCCGGUUACCUCUACCUGCCGCACGACUCGAAGCGCAUCCCGGGUUCCAAGAUCCCGAUCCUGAUCAACUCGGGCGGCGGCGACUCGACACAGGAGGAGAUCUAUUUUGUCAACCCCGCCUUCGGGCCCGAGGUCGGCUACGCCGUUCUUACGUUCGAGGGGCCCGGGCAGGGGAUCGUGCUCCGGCGCGACAAGCUGCCGAUGCGUCCGGACUGGGAGGCCGUGACGGGGAGGGUGCUCGACCACCUCUUCGACUUUGCCUCCUUCCACCCGGAGCUGGAUCUGGACCUGUCGCGCAUCGCCGUCACGGGGGCCAGCAUGGGCGGCUACUUCGCGCUGCGGGCGGCCGCCGACCCCCGAAUCACGGCGUGCCUGUGUAUCGACAGCUUCUACAGCCUCGAGGCCUUCGCUUCGGGCCGCAUGCCCGCGCCGCUCUGGAAGGGGUUCGCGUCGGGCUGGCUGAGCGACGGCGUCUUCAACCUCAUCCUGCGCACGCUGCAGCGGCUCAACUUCCAGGCCCGGUGGGAGUUCAACCACCUCAAGUGGGUGACGGGCGAGAAGACCGAGGCCGGCAUUGUGCGCCGCAUCCGCGACUUCACCCUGCUCAACCCCGACGGCUCCGAGUACCUGGCCAACGUCAAGUGUCCCACCUUGGUCACGGGCGCCGGCGCCAGCUGGUAUUUUGACCCCUCUGCGACGACCGACAAGAUCUACAAGUCCCUUACCAGCUUGGAGGACGGCAAGGAGAAGGAGGUGUGGAUAGCGACCUCCAUUGCUACGGGUGGCCUCCAGGCCAAGAUCGGUGCUUUCCAGUACUCUGCCCAGAGGACCUUCUCCUGGUUGGACAAGGUCUGGGGUAUUAAGAGGGCGCCCCUGAAUGUUAGCAGUGAUAAUAACGGGGUCAACGGUUCUGCGUUGACGAAUGGGAAAAGAUAA
Messenger RNA from Phialemonium atrogriseum, 1347 nucleotides. Its product is annotated as putative alpha/beta hydrolase. The record is from RefSeq and is a predicted model, not a curated record. The coding region runs from base 1 to 1347 and encodes 448 amino acids. Lineage: Eukaryota; Fungi; Ascomycota; Sordariomycetes; Cephalothecales; Cephalothecaceae. The transcript has a single exon.